GCAAUCACAAGGCCCAGUGGAUUAUUGUGAGUCCUGAAAAAAAGCGAAUUCGUCGCAACACGCGAUGUGGAAAGGCGAUAAUCGUCUGUUCUGCAAAGAAAUCGAGAAUAACCUAAAGUCCUCUAUUGGGCCUCGACCUAAUCUGUAUCCGAUCGGGCAGUAAAUUCCUCACAGGUCACUGAAUUCGGACAACCAGUCGACCGCAACAUCCAAUGCCCGUUCGAAUAGAGCAGAUAUCGCAGUAAAAAGGUAACCAUUAGCCAGCCGCAGAGAAGGAGGAGGUGGACCCCCAUGGCGCCCUUCAAGCUUAAGUUCCGGAUGGGCAGCUCACGGAGCACCUCGCAGGAGCACGACCCCGACCCGCAGGUGAAUGAAGCGCUCCUGGGCGCCCAGAGCCAGCAGCAGAACCAGCACUCGCAUCCGCACUCGCAGCCUCUCCAGGAGGCGGUGGAGGCCAGCAGCAGUUCCAGCCUCGACCUCGCGGAAACCAGCAGUCUCGGCCAGUUGAGCAGCGAGCGCAAGUUGCUCCUUCCGCCCACAAACAACACAAUGCGACUGGGGUAUCUUAACCAGAGUCGCACGCCGUGCAUCAACGAGUCAUUGACGGACACGGAUGCGGAUACCGUGCCCACUACCCCACCGCCUUCCUACGAGCAUGUACUAGAAGAGAACACUCGGCUGUCCCAGCAUCAGCGACAGUUCUCCCUGGACAGCGCCACUCCGAACCAGAACAGCAGGCGCAGCUCGGCAAACAGCUCGCGACACAGCGCAGCCCAACUGAGUGCCGCCCUAGAGCAGCUGGCCGGGAAUGGAGAUGCCGGAGACUUCUGCAAUGACCCGGAGUGCAGGCAGAAUUUGAACAACAACGGUGCCACAAACCACAGCAUCCACAUCCAGAACAACAACAAUAACGACGGAGAGCAGAUCUUUGAAGGCGUCAUCGAACUGGAAUUGCUGAGCAAUAACGAAGAUCAGACGGAGAUGUCAGCCUCUCCAUCGCGUCGCCAGGAAGAGCGAUAUGCGGGGAUAUCUGGAGCUGACGUGAAUCAGAGCGGACAGUGCCAGGACGACCAGUGUGUGCAGUGCAGCGAGGAACGAGCCUGUGGCGAGGGUGGGGGCCAUGGGACGUCCUUCGACGGGGAUGCGGCAAGCACCAGCAGCCAGGCGGCAGCCUCUUCAGGCGGGGAGCAUAACUUCUACGAUCCUCUCCUAAAUCGAGGCUACGUCAACUACAUUGAAGGUGGCAACGCGAGUUCGGGAUCUGGUUCCGGGAAUGCUCAGGUGUGCCAGGAGGCAUGCUGCAACGUAUCUGCCUCUGGAUCGAACGCAUCCCGGGGCGGACAGAGUGGAGGGUGGCAAAACCAGCAGGGUCAACAGGCCGACUGCCACACCAGCCUGCUCACGCCGGAGAUGAUGAGCAACAAGACGAGCAAGGAGAUCUACAAGGACCUGGCCAAGCAGUGGGGAAUAACCUGCAAAAUGUCCGAAAAAUGUCGGUGCAUGGACUGUCAGAGCCAUUACUUCGACUGCGACUAUGAUGAUAACGAGCAUCAGAAGACGGAUGGAGGACUGGGCGCUGGCACGCCCAUGUUUAUCAGCGAGGUGAUGCACGGAUCAGGAUGCAAUAUUUUGUAGGGGGUGGCAACCGGACUCCCCGAGGAUUUGCUGAACAACUACAAUUAUUUAUCUGUAUUGUACAUGUUUUGAGGGAAGCGUCACUUCACGUAAUUAGCACUGAAUGUUUGCACAUUAUUUUAAGGUAAUGCUGCACUGACAUACUAUAUGUUAUCAUAGAGGGAAUCGGGAAGAAACAUUUAUGGAAUGCCAAUUGGCCAGCCGCUUUAGGGGCUUUAAAAGUGGGGGGAAAUACCAUCGAAUCGGGAGGAAAAAUAUAUUUUUUGGUGUUAGCCGUAGGACUUAGGAGAAUCGCUAAAAACAAUUUGAACUGGAGAGGAAGGAAUUACGAAAUUAAUUGAUAGGUAAUACUACCCACCUUGCAGAUGAACAUCUAAAUAUCCCUGAGUGUGUUCUUUUUCUAGAGGCUUUAACCGCUUGAACGGUUGAAUAUUUGAAAAUUGACGAGUAAUAAUCCCAUUCGAAAGACUCUUGAACAUCAUUUUGCCCAACCUUUUGAGCUUGUCAUCCCGACUUCUUCAUAAGUACUCCCUAGCUGCUUUUACCUUAAUAUUUAUAUGUAUUUUUCUAAAUGUACAGAAGGAGUGUAGAAGAUUGAGGACGACCUCGAGAGAGGUCAGGAGCAGGGUGACCGGCAUUCCAGUGCCCUUUGAAACCGGGUACUUUCCGAACAGAGCUCUAAGCGUUUUCAAAACAUUUUGGUAGAGUUCUUGGCGAGAGUACUGGUGAAACCGGAGAGGCCCGCAUAGAUGACACUAUUAGUCAAUGUUAUCCACAUCAGCAAAACCGUAGAAUAAGCUAGUCGGCACUUUUGUGCUCGUUUUUAGACCCGAACAGGCGGCCUAGGCACUCUGCAAACGCUAAACUAAGUUAACUUCAUCGAAAUCACUAUACGAACAGUACUUACUUGAACAAACGAAUAUGCAAAACUUAGUCUGAGGGUUAACGUGGUCCUUAUUUAUUGUUGAAGCGUUAAAUGUUCAAAUUUGCUUUACGUGUACGCUAGACAAUUUCCAUAGAUGAAGCUGGUUUCACUCGACAAAUCACUUGAAUCUAUCUUGAAAAUUGCAGAUGCGUAGAUAGAGAAGCAAGAACCGACUAAGUCUGUUAGCUGUUAGAUGGAAGUAGGAUAUUACAUGAGAAUGAGUAGAGAAGUGCUAAGUCGAACAACCAAGUACAUUUUCCAUAUAUGUAGCUGUGUAGGGAAAGAGCCCAGAACUCGCAUCAGCAUAGCAACUAAUUUGAAACGGAUCGUAGGAAUUGUAAGGAUGGUAAUCUUUUGAGGUAUUCGCAGUUGAUCUCCUAUGCCUCAGAACUCUUAGGCGGGAGCAUACAAAAAUAUAUAAAUGUACGAAUAUAUGAAACACCA
This is a messenger RNA of Drosophila eugracilis, 3004 nucleotides long. RefSeq lists its product as uncharacterized. The coding region runs from base 292 to 1635 and encodes 447 amino acids. The record is from RefSeq and is a predicted model, not a curated record. The transcript is spliced from 7 exons. NCBI's taxonomy places the organism in Eukaryota, Metazoa, Arthropoda, Insecta, Diptera, Drosophilidae.